This is a messenger RNA of Penicillium subrubescens, 1461 nucleotides long. RefSeq lists its product as uncharacterized. The coding region runs from base 1 to 1461 and encodes 486 amino acids. Lineage: Eukaryota; Fungi; Ascomycota; Eurotiomycetes; Eurotiales; Aspergillaceae. The record is from RefSeq and is a predicted model, not a curated record. The transcript has 3 exons.
AUGGGCCCAGACUGGAGCGAGGAGAGCCUACAAAGUCAUAUUGAAAUAGCACAUCCGCAUCUUACAAGCUCUGAAGGUGUGGUGCAGCUGCUUUGGCGAAGUUUCCAUUUCUACGCAUAUCACCCAUUUUCACAGAAUUCUAUCGGAGGCAGAAUUGACUGGAAAGCCUUCCAGCGCGCCGUUGCAAUGCUAGCCGCCCAAGGCGCUGAUCUGCUCGGAGUUAAAGAAGAGAUCGAAUCAUACUGGCGAUUCGAUGGCGAGAAUCUCUACGAUCAGGCCAAGCUGAAGAGGAUCUUUAGAAGCAUCGGAACACCUGAAAAAUCCACCGAGCUGAGUGAUGAGUCAAGGCACAUAUUGGAAGAGGCUACCGACGUUUUGGCUAUGACACAGCCUUUCUUCAUGCACAAUGGUCCUCAUGAGCAUCAGCUUACUCCAACAGCACAGCGACUCCUUGGGGAAGAUCUGAUCGGGACUCGGCGUCGCGUGACUCAAAAAGACCUUAAAAUGCUGUUGAACAUCCUUAUUCGGCUAAGCUUGUUUAAAGAGAAUUGGGGGCUAAGUUUCCCGUUCGGUGGCUUUGGACCAACCGAGCCUGGCGCCGAUGGACUAGCCAACAUCUUGGCCAGCGAAUUGAAGGGUGGUCAAAGGCAAGAAUACCUGGGGUUUAACCGAGUCAAUCAAAUCAAGCAUCUCCUGCCGAACUUGUACAUUCGGUUUUAUCAGAUGUGGGCCGUUCUUUUCCAGCCCGCUAUGACGAGCAGUUCCGAUGCUCGUGCUCGAGGGUCAAGUCAUAUACCAGGACCGGUCCUUGGUUCAGUCUCAUUGUUCAUUCCCCAUUCGGUAGUCUCUACUCUUAGGGAGUCAAGGGAAGAAGACAGACGCAUUGCCUUGGAAGACCCAAUCCUAUUAAGGGAUAAUGUGACUGCCGCAGUUUUCUCUGACGCCUUGUUCAAAGCCAGUCGCCCUCAUAUACUUCUCGUCACUGGGACUGAUACAUCAACUUCCGAGCUUACAGUAUUCGGAGCAUAUUUGGCUCCGAAAUCAACGGGUGUUGCUUUGCAGCUAUUCUUUCAGCUUCGACCCUCUGUUACGGGUCCUCAAGAGAGCGUCGACAAGGACACUACGUUCUUUGCUGGACAAUCAGCGGAACGGAAUCGCAUUAUAAUCGACCCGGUAAACAAGUUGGCCACUUUAAUGGCCUUUUCAAGAGAUUCCGAGGAUCUUGAGCCUUUGAAGCAGAACGACAGCAGUUCACAUGCCUUGAUCCAAAGGGAGAAUGUUGAGGUUCUGUUCAGUGACGUUACUAUCCUAAGAGUCUCUGGUAGCGUGCCCACAGCAGUGCCGGGUCUGAUAAAAGCGAACUGGACAGGUGAUCCUCUUGUAGGUAUUCCAGAAAAUGCUGAGCUCAGAAUUCAGGGGGAGGAGCUGCGAAGCCGGAUCAUGGGCUUUGGCUCAGGCUGA